AUGGCGCCCGGGAUUUUACAGAAUGGCGGAUUCGUUCUGGGGCUGAUCGGCGCCGCGGCCCUCAUCGCAGCCACCGCCAUGAACAAGUGGAGCGUGAAGGACCGGCAGGGGGAUGUGGUGACAUCCGUUUACACCUACAAGGGUCUGUGGCAGGACUGUGAGACAACAUCGUCCGGAUUCACAGAGUGUCGCCCGAUGUACGGCCUCCUGGGAUACUCAGGAACCUUCCAGGCCGUGCGAGCCCUGAUGAUCGUGGGUGUGGUGCUCAGCGUGCUCGGGGCGCUCAUCUCGGUCUUCUCCCUGACCUGCCUCACCAUGAACAACAUGGCCGACACCACCAAGGCCAAGAUGAGCCUCACCGCCGGCAUCAUGUUCAUCGUCGCUGGUCUUUGUGGUAUUUCAGGAGCUUCUGUCUACGCCAAUCAGAUCGUGGCCAGUUUCAGGGUGUCCACCUACCCCAACUACGGAGGAGGAUACGGGAACGGGGUGGUGGGGGAUGGGAUGGGUGGAGCGAUAGGAGGUGGUAUGGGAUUAGUGCCCACAUACACGUUCGGCCCGGCUCUGUUCAUUGCCUGGAUCGGAGGCGGCAUCCUGCUUGUCGGUGGCCUCCUGAAGUCUCUGGCUUUCAGAGAAAUGGUGAAGGAUGAAAAGCCGCGCUACCCCGGGGUUGUUUACAAGCCUCAGUCGCACAACAAGGCUGAGCUGAUGGAUCAGCAUUCAGAGGGAGGCCACAGAGAGCAGAAAUAUGUGUGACUUCAGCCACAGUUUGUCGCUUUAAACACCCAGCAUGCUUUGUAAUGUUUGUGUUUUUUCAGUUGCCUCACAUUCAGUUAUUAUCUGAUAAAAGAAGCCGGUGGCAGCAGGUAGAGGAAGGAGUAGGUUUCCCAUCCCAGUGGCUCGGCUGCUGUAUGUAAUUGAUUUUUAUAAUUUGAGUUCUGUUAAAUCAACUUUUUUUUGUUUGAGAAUAAAACA
This is a messenger RNA of Stegastes partitus (bicolor damselfish), 972 nucleotides long. It is a transcript of the gene cldn18, whose product is annotated as claudin 18. Gene Ontology annotation, cellular component: membrane; bicellular tight junction. The transcript is spliced from 5 exons. NCBI's taxonomy places the organism in Eukaryota, Metazoa, Chordata, Actinopteri, Pomacentridae. The coding region runs from base 1 to 753 and encodes 250 amino acids. The record is from RefSeq and is a predicted model, not a curated record. Gene Ontology annotation, molecular function: structural molecule activity.